GACGAUUUUUACACUUUACAAAUUACAGGACAGAAGGUUAGUUCCUAGUGGCAAUGGUGCUUGCAUAUUUCAAACGAGGGCAGUUCAAGCUACGUGAAUACACAAGAACCAAUUUCUUUGUUGGAUUGUACCUUGCAAAUGACAUGGAGGAAGAUGAAGAAGAGUUAAAAUAUGAAAUAUUUCCAUGGCUUCUUGGAGAUCGCUGGAGAAAAACAUAUCCUAGAUUCUUGCAGAAACGAGACCAGCUGUUAAGAAGAAUUGACUACAGGGCCCUUGUCAGUAGGAGAUGCUGUGAAGAGGUGAUGAAGCUGUGUCCAGAUCACUACGUGUGGCAGCGAGAACGAGAGAGCCAUCACGGCGGAGCAAUCCGCAAGUAUGCGGCAGACAGCGAGGAGUACUAUCCGCGGGGGCCGAGUCAUUCGCCGCGCUUCUGUCAGGACUGUGACAUUCGGAUGGCGGAGAUGGUACUAGACGACGACAGCAGUGCAGAUAAUAAAGUGGAUACAUUCUACUGGAUAAGAACAGAAGAGUGAGUUCAUGCAAGUGAAUCAGUGUUCCACAUUGGAGAAAAGAAUCACAUAUAUAAGUAUAUAAUAAGGCCACCCUUAAAAAAUUGUUUGUUUCCCAUUUACCUACUCGCCUCUCAG
This is a messenger RNA of Priapulus caudatus, 647 nucleotides long. Its product is annotated as speedy protein A-like. Bases 54 to 533 code for a protein of 159 amino acids. The transcript is spliced from 5 exons. Gene Ontology annotation, biological process: positive regulation of cyclin-dependent protein serine/threonine kinase activity. Gene Ontology annotation, molecular function: protein kinase binding. The record is from RefSeq and is a predicted model, not a curated record. Lineage: Eukaryota; Metazoa; Priapulida; Priapulimorpha; Priapulimorphida; Priapulidae.